UCGAUUAACAUGAAAUGUUAAAAACUUUAUACUAAUCUGGUGUUUGUGUAUAUGACUGGAUGUGUUUAGCUAGCUAGCUAGCUUUUCAGCUGUGCGUGGACGGGUUGAGUUAGCGGGCUAGUUAGCAUUAGCUUAGCGGCUCGUGAACGAGGCUGAAUCCCAAAUGGCUUCCUAGUUUCUCUUUAAGUGCACUGGUAUCGGGUAUGAAGUGAAAAAAACGAGCAUGUGCACCCUAUGUAGUGCACUCUGUGGAGUCAGUUUGGGAUUUAACCAAGGGAACUGAAAAGCAGGCCGAGCUCUCGUGCAGUAUCUCCAAGCGAGCUGUUGUCCCAUUAUACUGUUAUUUUAUUAUUUAUUCUGAUAAAACUUUCCACAUGUGCAAACCUGAGUGAGCUCCUUUCAUGUGAAGAUGUCUCUCUAGUAACUAACUUUCACUAGCUGGGCUUGUUUUGGGGUCAGAAACCUCAGGAGCUUGUUUGGUCUCCACCACACUGCUGCUGCUGCUUCUUCUGGACUUUUGGAACCACAUUGAUAGUUCCCUCUUUACCUGCUGCCUGCUUGUAACCUGUGUGAAGUUCCUGUGCUUUGGUCUUCAUCCUGAAAGAAGAUGCCAGCUGCGCUUGCAGAUACGAGUCAGAUCAUCUGCGAGGUCUGGGCCAGCAACGUGGACGAGGAGAUGAGGAAAAUCCGCCAGAUCAUUCAGAAUUACAACUACAUCGCCAUGGACACAGAGUUCCCCGGCGUGGUGGUUCGACCCAUCGGAGAAUUUCGCAGCACUGUCGACUAUCAGUAUCAGCUUCUGCGCUGCAACGUGGAUCUGCUGAAAAUUAUACAGCUCGGUCUGACCUUCAUGAACGAAGACGGCGACUAUCCACCCGGGACCACGACCUGGCAGUUCAACUUUAAAUUCAAUUUAACAGAGGACAUGUACUCACAGGACUCCAUAGACCUUCUGCAGAACUCGGGCCUUCAGUUCAAGAAGCACGAGGAAGAAGGGAUCGAUACGCUGUACUUCGCAGAGCUCCUCAUGACCUCGGGUUUGGUGCUGUGUGAAAACGUGCGGUGGCUCUCCUUUCACAGUGGAUAUGACUUCGGCUACCUGGUGAAGCUCCUCACAGACGCUCGCCUACCGGAAGAGGAGCACGAAUUCUUUCAGAUCCUGAACCUCUUCUUUCCUGCCAUCUAUGAUGUGAAAUAUCUCAUGAAGAGCUGCAAAAACCUGAAGGGUGGACUUCAGGAAGUCGCAGACCAGCUGGAGCUGAAAAGGAUCGGGAGACAGCAUCAGGCCGGCUCGGACUCGCUGCUGACUGGAAUGGCCUUCUUCAGGAUGAAAGAGUUAUUCUUCGAAGACAACAUAGACGACGCUAAAUACUGCGGCCGGCUCUACGGCCUGGGCUCGGGUUCUUCUCAGACUCAGAACGGCAUCUCCAGCUCGUCGCAAGAAGAAAACAACAACAAGCACUGACCUCCGACGCCACCAUGCACUUGUUUUUAAUCCCUCAGAGAAGAGCAGAUACUGGAUAUUUUUUUUUUUUUUUUUUUUUAAACCUCCAUCCCUCAACCACAUCCACAUUGGAUCGAUGGAGAAAACGACCAAUCCUCUGAAAACCAGUUCUGCUCUUAAACCCAGUCGUUUCACCCAAACAACCAACCAACCACACAAACAAAUAUCCGAUUUCCAAGCGCAUCAUUCCUCCAGGACAUUUUAUUCGUUUGUUUUACAGCAUUAAACAACUGAAAAAAAAUAUUUUUUAAGCACAGGACUAGCACCUUGUAUCUCACAGCUAACAAGAUUCACAGCAUUUUUAAUAUGCUCCACCAGCAGUUUGGCACAAUCUUGUUCAGGAUUGCUUUUCUAAAAAAACAAAACAAAAACAAGGCUUGAAGAGAUCCGGUGUCGUACAGGUAACGCGAGAAACAUCUGUUCAGUGUUGUAAUAUUUUAAAUUAUGCUGCGAAGUGUUGUGUAUUAAAAUGUAAAUCUUUCAAAGGAGCCAAUCUUUUAGCAUUUUUCCUACGAAAAAAAAAAUGUUUUAAAUCUGGACAUCUUUGUUAUGGAAUAAGAUGCAGGGAUACACUGGUUCUGUGCAGAGCGUCUUUUAAUUUGUCCACCAUGAAACAGAUUGUUUGUGGUACGUAUUGUUUUUAUUCCAUCCGAUGUUUGAAACUCUUGUAUAUUAAAAUGUUUUCUAUCAA
Molecule: messenger RNA, 2195 nt
Organism: Pangasianodon hypophthalmus (striped catfish)
Lineage: Eukaryota; Metazoa; Chordata; Actinopteri; Siluriformes; Pangasiidae
Gene: cnot8
Product: CCR4-NOT transcription complex, subunit 8
Exons: 7
Coding region: 608-1465 (285 amino acids)
Cellular component (GO): CCR4-NOT core complex; CCR4-NOT complex; P-body
Molecular function (GO): poly(A)-specific ribonuclease activity; nucleic acid binding
Source: RefSeq, a predicted model, not a curated record